AGAUUUCCUGUGUAUCAGUCCUUUUAUUCCCCGGCACCGUGCCCCUAUGCAGCACAUUAGGGAGCAAUAAUAAUCCAUGGGAAUAGUCUCCGUCAGGCAAAUGCAGUGUUUUAUGUAUUGUCUGCUCUCUAUUAUUUCUGUCUAUUUGUAAAUAACGUUAGGUCUGCAGCAGCAAGGAAGCCUUUCAGCAUGUUGCCGCUUUCAGGGACCUUAGCAACCAGCAAGCAGCUCUGCGGGGAGAAUCACUAGUAAGAGGCAGGAAGACAUGCAUUUGGAACCAAUGAACUACAAUGUGCCGACCCCCGAGCAGCUUUUCCAAGUUGCACAGAGGGAAUACCCAGAAGCUCCUGUACAUAGAGAAGAAGAAAAUGAAAAGGAGAUCGAGACAAUAGUAGAAAUAGAAGAAAUCGUAGUAGAAAUAGAAACCAAGGACUGUGAAAGCAGCUUUUCUGACCCUAUUCAGAUGACUCCUAGUCCUGGAGCAAAACUGAUUGUGGUACAAGAAGCCAAGAUACGACUCGAAUACACUGCAGAAAUAGCCCCGGCUGCUUCCUUAGCUGAGGACUAUGCAGAUCUAUGGAAGAGACCUGAGUGCCAUCAGAUAGAAGGCAACGAUCUUAUGGAUGACUCAGUUGAACCAGUUAUGAUUGAUCCAAGCCCUGGGGCAAUGCUGAUAGUGGUCCAAGAAGCCAAGUCAGAGGAGCUUAAGCCGCUAUUAUUCGGCCAAGGUUUCCUUACGACUUCCCUGGGCAGUGACAGUACUUCAUUAGAGACCGAGUAUCUGUCAGACUCAGAUACAACUACAGGCUCUGUGAGUAUAUUAAAGAUGGAGGAAGCUUCGGAAGAGAAUCCUUCAGAUUUACUACCUGAGGAUCCUUCCGAAGAAUCACAUACAGGCUCUGUGAAUGUAUUAAAGAUGGAGGACGCUUGGGAAGUCAGUGAGAAGCCUUCAGAUUUACUACCUGAGGAUCCUCCCGAAGAAUCACAUACAGGCUCUGUGAACAUAUUAAAGAUUGAGCACCCACCAGAAGGCAGCGGGAGUACUUUAGAUUCCCUAACUAAAUUUCUGCAAAAAGACAUCGUUUUUAGUGGAAAUAGCUCAGCUGCCGGGAGUAGCUCACCUGAACAGGAGUCACCUCCAGAAUGCCUUGCACGAGCGAACAUUCGGGAUCGUGGCUUUGUUUGUUCAGAGAAGAUACAAAUUCAGCCCGGCUCUAUACAGCCCACCCAGAAGGAGGCGUGGGCAGAGACACCAGCGAUUGGAGGGGCAUGUGCCAAUCAGGAUCGUCAGAACAGCUUGAUCUCCACUGCUGACUUCGAGUUCUGUAGAUGGCUCGGCAGUGGAAGAUUCGGGCAGGUCUAUCAGGCAGAACAUAAGAAGACGGGGAAGAUGGUCGCCAUCAAGCGCAUGGAAAAGGAAUAUUACUUUGAGAAUAAUAUGACUGAAAGGGUUUUCCUGGAGAAAGAUAUAUUAAGGUUGGCGAGGAACUCAAGAAACCCUUUCCUUGUGAGUCUAUUCUGCGCCUUCCAGAGUGAGCACCACGUGUACAUAGCGAUGGAAUUCGCUGCUGGAGGCAGUUUAUCGACCCAGUUGAAGAGAGGUGCACUCCCCCAUGACAGAACUAUGUUCUAUUCUGCGUGCAUCAUAAUGGGGAUCAAGUUCUUACAUGAGAAUCAAAUUGUCCACCGAGAUUUAAAGCCUGAAAAUGUAGUUAUAGACGGCGCUGGAUAUGCCAAACUUGCAGAUUUCGGAGUGUGCAGAACAGGGCUAGAAGAUGUGAAGAACAUGGAAAUGUUCCGACGCUACAAUGAGCCAGUGUUCUAUUGUUUCCUGCUACUUGCCCUUACCAAGGGCAUAUGGUCCCAAAACUCCUGCCAAGUGGAUGAGAAACAAAAAUAUGCCAAUUGCCAAGGGCAGAAUCUCAAUGACGUCCCAAAGGACCUUCCCGUCACGCUGGAGGUUCUGGAUCUGUCCUGCAAUUGGAUCUCCCAAAUCAGAGUUGAUGACUUUUCCUCUUACACCAACCUACAAGCCUUAAAUUUGAGUUUCAACAAUAUUUCCACCAUAGACAACAGCUCAUUUGCCUCCAAUACUCAGCUGAGGAACCUGACCCUGUUUAAUAAUGGCCUAACGGAGAUGCCUUCAACGUUGCUUGAACCUCUUCUGCUCUUGGAGGUCCUCGAUCUGUCCGACAAUUUGUACAACUACUCUACUCUCGGGAAAGUGUUUAAGACAUUGGCGAAUCUCCGAAGUUUGUCCAUCGGUGGCCCGUUUGUCAGCAAGGUUCUGAGAGGUGAUUUUGUCCCCAUAAAGAACAUCAGCCUCCAAAAAUUUGAAUUGAAGACUAGAUCCAGCCUUAGGUUUUAUCAGACGGGGGCCUUCUCAGUCCUAAACACUGACGUUCUAGUGUUGGUUAUGACCCUUGAUACGAACCCAAAAGUACUGCCGAUGAUUCUAAAGGACCUGGCAGGGAAAUCAUUGGACAUCCUCAGUUUUGGGAACUUAUUUGAACACAACUAUUACGCAGGACCCACCAAUCCAUUCUCCAGCCUCCCAGAUAUUAAUGUUAGGGAACUGAUCUUCAAUAGAGGGAAAGUGAACCAGAAGCUCUUGCAGCUGAUCUUGGAAACCAUUCAGACCUCCAGUAUCCAAGACCUCUCCCUCCUCUCUGUCGACUUUGAUUAUAGUGACGUACGGACCACCGUUGACGUCAAAAUGGAUAAUCUUUUCCUGAGAAGCCUGGUCAUCAAAGACGCAACCAACCCCGAUAUCCUGACGUUUGAUCAGACGUUCACCUGGUUCAGUAAGGUGAGCAACCUGUACAUCAUCAACGUCAACUUCAAUUUUGCGCAAUGCGACACGUGGAGUCAGAUGAAAAACGUCGAGAGACUGGAUAUACGCAACAACCUUCUUCUGAGCUCCGACCUCUACAAUCCGUCGUGCAAGUACGGUGAGUUGCCCAAGCUCCACACAUUCACGGCUGCCAACAACAAUCUCCAAAUCCUUAAGCCCAUUUCUUUGUUGACGGCCAACUGGCCCAAGCUGUCCUCUCUCGACCUUUCGUCUAAUUACAUAGGUUCUGAGGAUGAAAACUGUUCGUGGACUCCUAACAUAACGACUUUUAUAUUAAAGAACAACCUUCUUACACCGGGGGUGUUUACCUGUUUGCCCACCACAGUGCGAUACCUGGAUCUGUCCAACUCACGCCUUGAGUCGUUGGAUAUGGAUUACUUCAGCAAUGCCACAAACCUUAAAACGCUGGUUCUCAGCUACAACAAACUCACCUCGAUAUCCAGCAACUGGAGUAAUCCUUUCCUUCAGGUUCUGUUUCUAGAUAACAACAUUAUUAGUAUUAUUGAUAAGGGGUCCUUUAAUAACUUGCCCCAGCUCAGAACCUUGACCGCAGGAAAUAACCCAUAUCAUUGCACUUGUGACCUAUAUUCCUUCUUCUCAGACGUUCUAGGUAAAAACAAGAUUACAAUUUCCGAUUGGCCACAAUCCUAUUGCUGCUAUCACCCUCAGCAACUUAGGAACACAAGGGUGGACAUUUACACACCUGGGUCAAUAGAGUGCAACGUGGGAUUGCUGGUGGCUAUAACGGUGUCGACAACGGCAGUGGUGGUUAUAGCCUGCAUGAUAAUGUGCUGGAGGCUUGAUGCCCCUUGGUAUUUUCGUAUGAUGUGCCACAUUGUCAAGUCCAAAUACCGUUCCAAAAAGGCCAAUGACAGCAGAGAAUACAACUACCACGCCUUCAUCUCCUACAGCUACUCAGAUGCCGACUGGGUGAGAGGGGAGCUGCUGUACCGGCUGGAGAGCUGCAGCCCCCCGUACCGAGUUUGCAUUCACGAGAGGGACUUCCUCCCAGGUCGAUGGAUCAUCGACAACAUCAUCGACAACAUCGAGACCAGUCGCAAAACCAUCUUCGUUCUCUCCCACAACUUCGUCAACAGCGAGUGGUGCAAUUAUGAGCUGUACUUUGCCCACCAGAGGGCCAUCGGACACUCGUUUGAGGACGUCAUCUUGGUGGUCAAGGAGAACGUCACCCUGAAGGACCUUCCGAAGAGGUUUCACAAGCUCAGGAAGAUGCUGAGGAAGAAGACCUACCUGGAGUGGCCUUCAGAGCCAAGCAAGCAGCAUUUCUUUUGGAUACAGUUGAAGAACAUUUUAGGCAGCCCUUCCACUGCCGGGGCUCUGGAACCAUGUCCUGCCUCAGAGGUCCCAUCAAUAACCUACAGCAAAAUUAACUUGCCAGGCAGCUGACUGCCCCGUAAUGGAUUU
Messenger RNA from Xenopus tropicalis (tropical clawed frog), 4279 nucleotides. Its product is annotated as toll-like receptor 2. The record is from RefSeq and is a predicted model, not a curated record. Gene Ontology annotation, biological process: signal transduction. Bases 266 to 4261 code for a protein of 1331 amino acids. Gene Ontology annotation, cellular component: membrane. NCBI's taxonomy places the organism in Eukaryota, Metazoa, Chordata, Amphibia, Anura, Pipidae. Gene Ontology annotation, molecular function: kinase activity; transferase activity; protein kinase activity. The transcript is spliced from 14 exons.